GAUCUCCUUUUAGCCUCUACUGGUACCAGAUUCUCCCUUCAUCGUUUUCACCGAAUCAUGUUUGUUUCUUUCACCGAUUAUUGGGUCUUUAAUUGGCUUGGUUCCUGGGUGGAUCUAUAGUGUUAUUCAGUCCUGGUGUUAUUGCCUUUUGAUCUGAUCCAUGCACAUCUCUUUUAUUUUUGGUCUGAUCCAUGCACAUCUCUUUUAUUUUUGGUCUGAUCCAUGCACAUCUCUUCUGGGUUUUGCUUCUCUCCGACUGAUAAAGUUAUAUACGUUGCGUAGAGUUUCUCACUUUCAGUUUAGUGCACACUUAUUCACUUGUUAUACAUCAACACAGAACUGCGUGUUUGGAUUUGUUUUGGUCUUGAUUUACGUGGCUUUCGUCUCUGGCUGGCCAUGUGGGUUUUAAACUUUCUUGCCGUACGAACCUGAAUUGUGUAUUUUUAUUUGCUUGGCUUAUGUUCUGAACUGAAUUUUUAUUUGCUUGGCUUAUUUUUAUUUUUAUUUAGGUCCUUGCAAAAUUAUCUCGUCACCUGCUCCUGUUUUCACUCUCAUUGAGUUUUUUAUUUUCAAUUGUCAGCAUAUGCUAGCCUUUAGUAUUUUGCCAUUGGCAAAGCAACAUCCUGUGUUAUGGAAACCAUUGUGGUCUCUUCCUGACGCAGUUAUAUUUAGUUUUUUUUUUUUUUCCAAUUGUUAAUAAGUAUAUGGGUAGCCUUUAGUAUCUUUUUCAUUGUUUUUCCUGAGGCACUUUUAUUUAGUUUUGUUUAUGUAUAUUGUAGUAUCCUAACCGCGGGAUUGCUGAUCGAUUUAUGCAAAAUGCUAUAGUGAGUGAAAGCCAGUGCAUCCUGGUGACUCCUGCUUCCAAGACUACUUUCUUGCCAGAGGAGCUGUGUAUAGGAUUUGGUAUCUGCGUGAAGAGAUACCCUUUCGAAGCUGUUCAGAUAAUCAAACCAAAUCUAGGCAGGUUGGAUAAUCCUCAGAACUGGCAAAAAUAUUUGACUCACAUCCGCGGGUCAGAACUUGAAAGCUAUCUCACCCGAGUGGUAGAAGAAAAUCUAAAGCCCCAACAUGUCGACCAAAUAAAAAAAAUUGUGAAUAUGCUGGACGAGAGAGAAAUGCUGGUGCAGAUUUGUGCUGGUCUGGGGUUGGACCGUAGAGCAAAAGAAGUAUUUGGUGGAGAGCUGCAGUGGUUUGCGAUUGCCAUAGGUUUCAUAGAGAAGGCUGAAACUUAUAUGUUGGACGAUAGCCGUUUGUUGAAAUGUGGAGAAGUGACAACAAUGUCUGAUCUUCCAGAUGAUUUGGCAGAAGAGAUAUUGUCUAGGGUUCCGUUGACAUCCCUAAGUGCAGUGCGUUCCACUUGCAGAAAGUGGAAUGAUUUAUCCAAAAACCAGGUUUUUGGUAAGUCAGCAUCAACAGGAAGGAAGCAGUUUCUUGGGUUCAUGCUGAAAGAUUAUAAGGUUUGUUCGAUGAAGUUUGAUCUCCAAGGAAUUGGAAACGAAGGAGACUUCGUUGAUCCAUCUAUAAAGGAAGUCAGUAUACUUGACCAAGUAGAAAUCACUCAGGUCUUUCACUGUGGAGGUUUAUUGCUAUGUGUCACCAAGGACAGGUCGAGACUUUUGGUGUGGAAUCCUUAUUUGGGGCAAACAAGGUGGAUCCAACCAAGAAACACUUUCCGAAGUGAAGACAGAUAUGCUGUUGGAUAUGACAAGAACCGUAACUACAAAAUCUUGAGGGUUUUUGGCAAGUAUGACACCAAAGGUGAAUUUGGAAGCGUCGACAAAUACCUGAUUUUUGGGUACGAAAUAUACGAGUUGAGCUCUAGUUCGUGGAAGGUUUUUAACGUCAGUCCCGACUGGAAUAUAGAUAGUUAUCAACACGGCGUGUCUUUGAAGGGUCAUACUUAUUUUUUGGCUGAAGAGAGGUGGACGAUAGGUAGAAGAAAUAAAACUGAGGAGAUAAUCUCUUUUGAUUUUACAACAGAAAAAUUUGGAAAGCGGUUGCCUCUUCCGUUUAAAACUCAUGAUGUAGGCAACUUUGUGUCUCUAUCUUGUGUCAGAGAAGAGCAGCUUGCGGUAUUACAUCAAAGCAGCGUGAUUGAUCACACAUUGGAGAUUUGGGUCUCAAGUAAUAUUGAUCUGGGUGCAGUUUCGUGGAGCAAGUUCUUGAGAACCACCUCUUUCUGUCGGGUUGAUUUUCAAGCUGGUAGUUUCUUCAUAGACGAGGAGAAGAAAGUUGCUGUGGUUGUCGAUUUGGACAAUGGUGGACAAGCACGGACUGAGACCCAUUACAACCAAAGAGCUAACAUAAUUGGAGAAGAUGAAUAUUUCAAACCUGUGAAUGUUGGAGAGGCCCUGGAUCAUGGAAAACUUAACAAAUUUGGAUUUUUGAUCUCUGAUUUAUGUCGCCCAGUUGUGUGCUCUUAUGUUCCAAGCACAGCGCAACUGCAAAUGCAACCGUGAACAUGGAAAGAAGGCGAUGAUUAAUCAGUUCCAAUUUCAACAAUUGGCUGUCAAUUGUUAGUUUGUCUUUUGAUAUAUAUCAUCAUCUAACUAUGAUUAUGUUUGCUUAAGUUAAGUGGUAAAUUAUUUCCUCUGAA
Molecule: messenger RNA, 2596 nt
Organism: Brassica napus (rape)
Lineage: Eukaryota; Viridiplantae; Streptophyta; Magnoliopsida; Brassicales; Brassicaceae
Product: F-box/kelch-repeat protein At3g13680
Exons: 5
Coding region: 810-2459 (549 amino acids)
Molecular function (GO): protein binding
Source: RefSeq, a predicted model, not a curated record